Molecule: messenger RNA, 1640 nt
Organism: Cololabis saira (Pacific saury)
Lineage: Eukaryota; Metazoa; Chordata; Actinopteri; Beloniformes; Belonidae
Gene: ucp1
Product: uncoupling protein 1
Exons: 7
Coding region: 385-1305 (306 amino acids)
Biological process (GO): adaptive thermogenesis; mitochondrial transport; response to cold
Cellular component (GO): mitochondrial membrane
Molecular function (GO): oxidative phosphorylation uncoupler activity
Source: RefSeq, a predicted model, not a curated record
UUUAAUUUACAGAAAAUGUUAAAUAUAUACUACAGUGUGGAUGAGAAAAAAUAUUUUUACAAAUUGAGGAAAUGCAAUUGUUUUUUUUCCCCCGAUGGGUGUCCCCUGAGGUAAACUCAACCUGGACUAUCAGCCGCUCGGUGGACUUUGAUUUGGCCCUGCCGUUUGGAAGUACACAGUACCGCCUCUCCAUGGAUGUCAUAAAAAAAAAGAAAAAAAGGGCCAGCCAGAAAAUAUAUAAAUGCACAACUAAAGAUGCUUCUUUCCUUCCCGUGCAGUGAGGCCUUUCAUGGAUUACAGUCUGGCCGUUCAAGUCUUACCUGGCAACAAGUAACCGAAGAUCAAAAGGACACUUAAGUUGAACUAAAACAAUAGACGAGAACCAUGGUAGGACUAAAACCCUCAGACGUCCCCCCUCCUCUGGGGGUGAAGAUGGUGAGCGCCGGGGCAGCUGCCUGCGUAGGUGAUCUUGUGACAUUUCCUCUGGACACAGCAAAAGUCAGACUACAGAUCCAGGGAGAAAAGGUGCCAGUGGGAGGCAUCCGCUACAAGGGCGUGUUUGGGACGAUCAGCACCAUGAUCCGGACAGAGGGGCCCAAGUCUCUGUACAAUGGGCUGGUGGCCGGGCUGCAGAGGCAGGCCUGCUUCGCCUCCAUCAGAAUCGGUCUCUAUGACAGCGUAAAAAACUUCUACACUGGUGGCAAAGACAACCCAGGAGUGCUGGUGCGGAUCCUGGCUGGCUGCACGACAGGUGCUAUGGCGGUGUCCUUUGCACAACCCACUGACGUUGUCAAGGUUCGAUUCCAAGCCCAAAUGAACCUGAAUGGCGUGGCCCGGCGCUACACCGGCACCAUGCAGGCCUACAAACAAAUCUUCCAGAACGAAGGCCUACGUGGACUCUGGAAAGGUACACUUCCCAACAUCACCAGAAACGCGCUGGUCAACUCCACAGAGCUGGUGACGUACGACCUGAUCAAGGAGGCCAUCCUCAAACACAACCUGCUGACAGACAAUCUCCCGUGUCACUUCCUGUCCGCGUUCGGUGCCGGCUUUGUUACCACAGUGAUCGCUUCCCCAGUAGAUGUGGUAAAAACCAGAUAUAUGAACUCUCCGCCGGGCCAGUACAAGAGUGCCAUCAACUGUGCCUGGACCAUGAUGACCAAAGAGGGACCGACGGCUUUCUACAAAGGAUUCGUGCCCUCAUUUCUGAGGUUGGGAUCAUGGAACGUUGUGAUGUUUGUCUCAUUUGAGCAAAUCAAAAGGGCCAUGAUGGUCACGAAGAAGAGGAUAGAGGGUGCGGACUGAGGCCACCAGCAGGUUGAUGGAGCAUCAACAAGGACAUUUAAUUUGACUUCUUAACAUCGUUCAAUCUCGGUGCCCUGCAGCAACAAAAGGAGACCAUCUUACCUUGAAAUUGUAGCGACAUAUUGAACUGUGUGUGUGGAGAAAACUCGAUAGUUUUCAUUUUAUAUUUAUAAUUUGCCACCAUGAGCCCAGAGUGGGAGCAAAUGGUACGGAACCAAGUCAAGUUUGCAGGCUAAGGCCUGUAGAUCUAAAAUGGUCGGUGAUACGUCUCAUGCAGCUGACAACACUGCACAUUUACAUGUGACAAUACUAAAUAUAUGACUAGUUUUACAGAU